This is a messenger RNA of Miniopterus natalensis, 2908 nucleotides long. Lineage: Eukaryota; Metazoa; Chordata; Mammalia; Chiroptera; Miniopteridae. The record is from RefSeq and is a predicted model, not a curated record.
UGUUCAGUAUAGCAGAUGGUGCCCAUUGACCAGAAGAAAAUAUAAUACUCAUUUAUUUUGCUGACUGACCAAUGUUGUAAUCAGUCAUCACUGUAUGGGGUAAUACUGAACAGUGCCUAUACACAUAUUUUGAUAGAUAACAUGUAUGUAUUAGAGAUACAAGUGGUAUUGGCUCUAAAGACAGCAUGACCAUGUAUCAUCAAAAUAACUCUUGAAAAUUCUUAGGUUUAGGGGAAAUUGCUACACUGGAGAUUGACAAUCCUGUCUUUUAGUAAGUUUCUCAUAACUAAUUUUUCUUCCAGAUUGGAACAGGUCACCAUUUCUUGAGUUGUCACCGGAUGGGUAUCAUUAAACCUUGGCAUCAGUUCUCUUGACAGGAUGUGUACACCACAGAAAAUUCACAUCUGCCAACUCAUGUUCAUUCCUGGGCACAUUUUGCUGUGUAGAAUGGAGCAGUGGCGGUGGCAUGGAAGAAUCCUGUUUCAAGUUGGUUUACUGCUAUGCUCCACUGUUUUGGUGGAGGAAUUUUAUCCUGUCUACUGCUUGCGGAGCCUCCACUGAGGUUUCUUGCAAACAACACUAAUAUAUUACUGGCAUCUUCAAUCUGCAUAAUACUCUCCAGGUCCAUCCAUGCUGUCGUAAAAGUUUCCCAGGGCUAUUCUUUCCUACCUGUUCAAGUCCUGGCUGCAGGAAUGAAGGAAGUGACCAGAACUUGGAAAAUAGUAGGUGGAGUCACACAUGCUAGUAGCCAUUACAAAAAUGGCUGGAUAGUCAUGAUAGCUAUUGGAUGGGCCCGAGGUGCAGGUGGUAGCAUUAUCACAAGUUUUGAGCAAUUGAUAAAAGGAGGUUGGAAACCACAAGCUGAUGAAUGGCUGAAGAUGUCCUACCCUGCCAAGGUAACCCUGCUUGGGUCAAUUAUCUUUACAUUCCAGCACACCGAGCACCUGGCAAUAGCAAGGCAUAAUCUUGUGUUCCUCUAUACCGUGUUUCUUGUGGUCACAAAGAUAAUCAUGAUGACUACAGAGAUUCCUACUGUGCCUUUUGCUCCUUUUGAGGAUACAGUUAGUCGGAUAUUGUUUGGCUGGCAGCAGCAUUUCUCACCAUGUGAAAAAAAAAGUGAAGCGAAAUCAUCUGUCAAAGGUACUAGAUCAUCGACCUCAAAAUCUACAGCUGCUACUUCAGAUAAAGUUAAAAAGAAAGACACUAAGAAGACUGAGUAAAUUUACUUGAUGACUUUUAGAAGGCAAAAAAAUUUCUUAUCUACCUGUCAGAUUGUGAUAAAUAUUUCUAUUGUAAAUAAUGUGAAAUAAAGAUUAUACAUAAGGAAUGGAGGUGACAAAAAGAAAGAACUUUCUAUUUCAGGGAGACUAUCUCUUUCUGGAUUGUAAUUCUCAAGUGUUAUGAGUGUAUCAUGUGAAACUGUUUUUCUAAGUUAUAUAAAAAAUUGUGAUUUUAUAGUUUUAUAUUGAUAAAAGCAGGCUAGAUUUUUUAAUGGUAGAGAAAGUAAACUUUUUAUCACUGUAAAAUUAUAAAAAUUAAACCUUUCUGUUUUAUUUAGAUAUUUUUAAAUCUUUUUGAGAUUUAGUUCAGCAAAAUUAAACUUUUAUUUCACAUUACCAUUAUAAUUUCUAGAUAUGGAAAACAAAAUUAAAAUUCCUGUUUAAUUUUGAACACUGGGAAGAGUAAACUUGACCUAAAUCACUUUAUAUUACAAAUGAAAUAAAUUUCUAGUUUGUAUUUCAGAUAUAAACAUUGUAUAUUUUGUCCACAUUAAAUGGAAAUACCUGAAAUUUUAUUAGUUUUUUCUAUUAGCUUUUUUCAUUGAGAACAAAGUAUUAGCAUGAGUCUUGAAGUCUGUUUCAUGCCCUUGUUUGUACUGUUUCUUCUCAAAAGAAAAUCAGGGUUAUAAUUUUUAAUAAAUUACUAAUCCUGUGUUUUGCUUUGUAAGUUUCAUUUGAGGAGCUUAUAUAUUUUUUCCUCUCCUUAAAACACAUUUGUUUUUAACUGUGAGAGAGAUUAUUAUUCUCAGCAUUUCACAUGUUCUUCUUUUUUAUCUUAGUUGGUUUGAAUACUUUGAUGGGUAGUAUCAUCUUAAUGAUUUAACAAAAAGUAUUUCAAUUUAAAAAUUUUCCCAUUGUGUCUUCUAAUGGGAACUUUUCAGUUUUCUAGUUGAAAUGUCUCUGACUAGUUUGCAUAUGUUUAUGUUAUAUUUUAAUCUAUGUGUCAAUAUUAUUCAUUUUAUUUUAAAUUAAAAAUAAUUAACCCUUAUGUGAAAAUGUUUAGCUCUAAUGAGAAUUGUCCUUGGGCCUUUGGCAGUAACCAACGAGCCAAGAAGAAACAGAAGCUAAAAUCUCAUACAGUAGUCCAUUUGAGUGAAGAAUGACGACAUUAAACCUGGUUCCUUUUAGAUUUUCUUGCUUUAUUUUAUAAAGUCCAGUUAUAACUUUAAAGCUCUGUGAUUGACAUUUUUUCAGUCUACACUGUGUACCUGCCUACCUGCAAAGAAUUACUGUGUAUCCAGAAUUUUUGGAUGGUUAAGGAGUACUCAAAUCAUAUUCAGAUUAAAAGUUUUUUGUUUUAAAACAUUUUAAACAAAUACCAACACCAGCAGGGAUAAUACUUUUACUUGCUAAAAAAAAAUUUGGGGUGGGUGGGACGGGACCUUUGAUAGCUUUUGGAUACUAAGGAGUUUAUUUUUAAUAUUGUGACAGAAGGCAUUAAGUAUUUAAGAGUUGUUUGUUAUAUUUGAUACCCUUGUAAAGAGUUAAGAACUUUUCAAAAUUAACAUGUUACUACUUGUGGACUUAGUCUUGAAGUUUGAGUUUGACUAUAGUAGUUGAAAUGGCAGGAAUCUUGUUUUAUACUUGUGUUAAAGACAAAUUUAUUAAAAUAAGUUAUUUAGCACCAA